Molecule: messenger RNA, 3459 nt
Organism: Chelonoidis abingdonii (Abingdon island giant tortoise)
Lineage: Eukaryota; Metazoa; Chordata; Testudines; Testudinidae
Product: squalene synthase-like
Biological process (GO): cholesterol biosynthetic process; farnesyl diphosphate metabolic process
Cellular component (GO): endoplasmic reticulum membrane
Molecular function (GO): squalene synthase [NAD(P)H] activity
Source: RefSeq, a predicted model, not a curated record
GGGCGGGGGGAGCUAUCGCGUGCGCGCGGCUGCCCAUGGAGCGCGUGGGGAAGUGGCUGGGCCGCCCCCGGGAGAUCUACAACCUGCUGCGGUUUAAGAUGGGCGGCGGCGCGGCGGUGAUGCCCCCGCUGGACCAGGACGCGCUCAGCGACGGCCUCAGGACCUGCUACCGGUACCUGAACCAGACCAGCCGGAGCUUCGCCGCCGUCAUCCAGGCCCUGGACGGGGAGCUGCGUCAUGCUGUGUGCAUAUUCUAUCUGGUUCUCCGAGCUCUGGACACUGUAGAAGAUGAUAUGACCAUCAGCUUAGAAACCAAGGUCCCAAUGUUGCAUGACUUCCACUCCUAUCUGUAUCAGCCAGACUGGAGAUACAUGGAAAGCAAGGAGAAGGACAAGCAGGUGCUUGAGGACUUUCCAACGAUCUCCUUGGAGUUCAGAAACCUGGCAAAGGUGUAUCGAGAUGUGAUUGCAGAUAUUUGUCACAAGAUGGGAGUUGGAAUGGCCGAGUUCUUGGAAAAGAAGGUUGACACCCAGCAUGAGUGGGAUAAGUAUUGUCACUAUGUUGCUGGGCUAGUGGGGAUUGGCCUUUCCCGUCUGUUCUCUGCAUCAGAGCUAGAAGACCUUAUCGUAGGACAGGACACAGAGCUUGCCAAUUCAAUGGGCCUUUUUCUUCAGAAAACCAACAUCAUUCGUGAUUAUCUGGAGGACCAGCUGGAGGGAAGAGAAUUCUGGCCCCGAGAGGUUUGGAGCAGGUAUGCCAAGAAGUUGUCAGAUCUCGCCAAGCCAGAGAACAUUGAUGUGGCCGUCCAGUGUAUGAAUGAACUGAUCACAAAUGCAUUGCACCACAUCCCCGAUGUCCUCACCUACUUAUCUAGACUGAAAAACCAAAGUGUCUUCAACUUCUGUGCUAUUCCGCAGGUGAUGGCCAUCGCCACUCUGGCGGCCUGUUACAAUAACAAACAGGUGUUUAGAGGUCUAGUGAAGAUUCGGAAAGGACAAGCUGUCACUUUAAUGAUGGAUGCCACAAACAUACAAGCAGUCAAGGCUAUAAUGUACCAGUAUGUGGAAGAGAUCUAUCGGAAGGUCCCAAGCACAGACCCUUCUUCUAACAAGACCCAGCAGAUCAUCGUCUCAAUCCGGAGAAUGAGUUUGCCCAAUGGCGUCGAGGUCUCCCGUAACCAUUACUCCCCUAUCUACCUCUCGUGCGCCAUGCUUCUGGCAGCACUGAGCUGGCAGUAUCUGAGUAUGAUGUCAAAGGCAUCAGAGGAGUAUGUACAUGCCAGCGAGAACUGAGGGUUGAUGGGGAGAGUGAAGGUCAGUGGAUGGAUAAAGUUGGGACAGGUUCUUCUCUCUUCCCUGUUGGAUCUGCUGCCCUGCGGGAUGCCAGACUCGUGUGGGCGCUUAAAGCUGUGAAUGGAAUGGCAAGUCUGAAGGUGUCAGUUGGCUCGCAGUAUUGUGUGUUGCAGUCACUGGCUAGCAGCUGGAUUUGGCUGCUUUCGCUGUUCGGAUGAACAGGUUACAAGUAAGGCUGGCUGGCUGAGACUCACUUUUCCUCUUUGUGGGAGACUUUUUUUUACCUGAAUUCUGGCCAGCAAAUUUUUAAAUUGCCUGUCACUUGUGAUUUUGACACUUCCCUCCUGUAAAAAGUUGCAUGACAUGAGCCUUUGCAUUAUCUCAUCUGCCCUGUGUGUUCUGAACUCCAUACUUUCAUUGCUCAGCAACUGAAUGUUUCCAGGAAGUCAGCCAUCUUGGAAGCCACAUUCCUUCAAUUCACCAGGGCAAUGUCUGGCUGUUUUCUGACCCUCUAAAUAGCUGGGGAUCUUACAGUACAGAGACGAGUGUAUAAGUUCUGGGCCUCCCCAUCCUUGUACUAGAGAAUUGUGAAGAGAUACUAGCCUUAAAUAUUAGAGCUAUUGUGAUAACUUGGAUGUAGCUUGCUGGUGAGAUCAUUUUGUACAGUUUAAAGAGCUCAGAGGCUGAAAGACGUGUGCUCUGUCUUCUGAAAGCUGAGUAGAUGGCAGUACAUGCAAAGCUUAUUUCUCAGCAAAAGUUAAGGUGGGGAAUGUGUGGGGGCAGGCUGGAUGGCUCAUAGGUGGGUAAUGACUGCUAAGUCUGGUAGGAUACAGCUGUAUUGCUACUGACGGGAGCCAAGGAGGCAGGUCUGGAGUCAGCAAACCUUCCUGAGCUUGGAGAGAACAAGUGGAAUGUUGGAAUCUUUCUCCCCCUGGUCCCUCUCCUGUAUUUGUGCCCCCACCCAGGCUGACAGUAUGGCUUAGAGGCAUAUAGGUAUCGUCACUGGAGUGGCAACUAAUUGGCUCUGGAAGGACGGUGAUUGCAUACCUGCUCCCUGUGCAUUCAGACUUCCUUUAGAAACAUGACUCUCCUCACAUGCCAGUUUUCUGUGGCUAAAGCAGCGUUCGUUUCACCCAUGCCCUCUGGGGUGUGCAGAUACAGCCUGCAGGACUGUCAGCAAUAAAGAUACACACAACACUGGUUUUGACCCCUUGUGGCUGUGUCCUUUGGGACAGUGGCUGUUCAGAUGAAGUAGUCUACAGUGAAUACUGUUACCUGUCCGCGCUAUCAAUUGCUUCCAGCUCCUGUAAAACUCAACGUGCCUCUGCUGGAGACAAGAAUGGAAAUUCUUCAGACUGAGACUUAUGGGCUGCUUUCAGCUGCACUGGCAGAGUUCCACUUUCAGCAGCUCGAACUUAGCCUUGUCUUGCCAAUUUCAGCAGGUGGCAGGCUUCACAAAUCUGUCCCUCUGGACUCAAGAAAAUCCUCCAACCAGCUCUGAAACAGACUUUUAAAGGCUCUUCCUAUGAUGACUGUAGAAGUAGUAGGGCUGGCACCAGGAAGUCUGCUUAAAAGCAGGUGGGUUGGCUGUGUUCAGAGGGGACGGGUGUCCUUAAUAUUAACCCUCCCCCCAUUCGUCUUUUAGCUAGCACAGCUCAAGUUUUAAAGCAGUGUCUUUGAAUAGAGGUAAGUGUGUUUUUUAAGGAGAACAGACACUUGCUACAGCUCUGACUCACCCCACCUACUGUUACAUUGUGGACUAGUGUGCCAUGAGUGACUCCUCUGCUUUUCAUUAACAUCUAGUGGAGUACAGCCCUGGAGGAGGGGUCUCGGGGGCUAUUAUCAGUGCUGUUCUGGGAAGCAACUCUUCCUCCUGUUGAUGUGGCUGCUUUUAAAGCAGCUGGAGUUGUAGAUGUGCACCCAUUGUGGGAAAGGUAAGUGGAAGUGUAGGAGUUGGGAUCUCUACCAGGAACUGUCUCGUGGUUGGGUGUUAGACCACUACAGCACUACAAUGCGAUUACAGGGCGAGCUCUACUCCAUGGUGAUCUGUGUACAUACUUAGCUUAAUUCAAUGUUGAUGUGAAUAUUUGUUUUUGCUCUUUAUGCCAAGAGGUCUGGGCUUAAGUUCUCAGCUUCCCUUCUCAACAAUAAAUUUCUUUACCAAGAA